AUGCUGAGUUUCUUGAAAUGGGUAUGGGAAAUUCUUCUCCACACUUCCUUCUUCCAUCCCCACUCCCACUCCCACCUUCUUCUUCUUCUGCAAGGCCGGCCGGCCGCCGCCGCACCUCGCUACCACGGGGCCGCCGACGAGGACGUCGAGGAGUGCGCGGUGUGCUUGUCGGGGAUCGAAGAAGGCGACGAGGUCCCGGAGCUGACGUGUCGCCACGCGUUCCAUCAAGUAUGUCUGGAGAGAUGGUCGGAGUUCCGCCGCCCCACGUGUCCACUCUGCCGCCGCUCCUUGACCGCUGGGGCGCCGGAAGUGUUGGUGUUUGAUUUUGCUCGUCUCGUUUGCUCCGACGACGACACUCGCCGCCACACUUGGUGGCUCCGCUAG
Messenger RNA from Linum tenue, 384 nucleotides. The record is from the annotation of a GenBank genome assembly. Lineage: Eukaryota; Viridiplantae; Streptophyta; Magnoliopsida; Malpighiales; Linaceae.